Messenger RNA from Stegostoma tigrinum, 1393 nucleotides. RefSeq names its product gastrula zinc finger protein XlCGF49.1-like. The coding region runs from base 529 to 1200 and encodes 223 amino acids. The record is from RefSeq and is a predicted model, not a curated record. The transcript has 2 exons. Lineage: Eukaryota; Metazoa; Chordata; Chondrichthyes; Orectolobiformes; Stegostomatidae.
UCAAUCAUUGUCAAUCCAUUUAUUACAUCCACUAGUUCCCUCCCUGAUCACCUUUCUGUCACUGUCUAGCUCCCUCUUGUCUCUAAUAAUCGGUGCAUUUUAACUCUCAUUAGUAUUUUACUGUUACUUAUUUGUCUGUUUUACUAAUCGAUUCCAUUAUUGCCCCUCCCCUGACGAUGCUAUGCUGCUAAUUUAGCAGCGACGUUACCUACAGCAUCAUGAACAGUUAAGACUAUUUUUCCUGUGGUGGAAACGACAUCUCUUUCGGUCCUGAGCAUACGUUCAACCACAAUGCUGUUCAGAAUUCAUUAACUCUUCCAUUUCUCCACAGAGGUUUUGUAAAUCCACAGUGGCCUCGGAAAUGACCUUCCCGAAGAACUGCAGUUCGCAGGUUGAAGAUGCUCCCACAAUGCUCUCAGGGUAUUGGAUGGACACGAUUUGCAGCCAGGAACUGGAAGCCAGUCAAUAAAUCAGAUUCUGAGAGCCUCACCCCAUUUAUGAUAACUUUAUGGUCACUGGAGUUUGGACAUGGAUGGGGAGAAUCUAUACAUUUGUUGUAUGUGUGGACAAGGCUUCAGCCAAUCGUCUGGCCUGUCAGAACAUAAAUGCAGUCAGAAUGGAGAGAGGUACGGGGACUAUGAGAAGGGAUUCAGAUCCCGGUCUGAGCUGGAAAUGCAUCAACACAGUCACACCGAGGAGAGGCCAUUCGUUUGUGCAGACUGUGGGAAGCGAUUCACUCAAUCAUCGGACCUUCUAAAACACCAGCGAGUUCACACUGGGGAAAGGCCAUUCACCUGCUCCACGUGUGGAAAGGGAUUUACAGAGUCAUCCACCCUGCUGAGACACCAGCGUGUCCACACUGGGGAGAGACCUUUUAAGUGCCCGAACUGUGGGAAAUGCUUUAAAUGUUCUGGUGAUUUGAUGCGCCAUCAGCGUAUUCACUCUGACGAGAAGCCAUUCAGAUGCUGUCACUGCGGGAACGAGUUCCGGCAAUUGUCUGGCCUCACUAAACACCAGCGAAUUCACACUGGGGAGAGACCGUUCACCUGCUCUGUGUGUGGGAAGGCAUUCACUCAGUCAUCCACUCUGCUGAUACACCAGCGCAUUCACACUGGGGAGGGACUGUUCACUUGCUUUGAGUGCGGCAAGAAAUUCACUUGUUCGACUGCCCUGCUGAGACACCAACGAGUCCAUGAGUAAUGACAGUGAUGGGACUUUACUAUGAAUCACAUCCAGAAUUGAACUGUUUACGUUAGUGUUUGUUUCUGCCUGUGUUAUUAAACUCCAGCUCAGUUAUACCUGUCAAUACUUUGCAGAACAUUCAUUACUUCAAUUUUGUGCUCAUUACUGUGUGUUGCAUCUUUUCGACUUAUUAAACAUGUUUGUUCCUUUU